This is a messenger RNA of Tripterygium wilfordii, 629 nucleotides long. RefSeq names its product non-specific lipid-transfer protein 2-like. The coding region runs from base 95 to 376 and encodes 93 amino acids. The record is from RefSeq and is a predicted model, not a curated record. The transcript has a single exon. Gene Ontology annotation, biological process: lipid transport. Lineage: Eukaryota; Viridiplantae; Streptophyta; Magnoliopsida; Celastrales; Celastraceae.
ACCAUAGAAAACAUCCUUCCCUCUUCACACACAGACAAACACACACAUAUAUAGAGGCAUAAAGGGUUUUGUAAAUUUUUUUCUAAGUGUGGAAAUGAAGGCAUCAUAUGUUGCAGUUUGUGCAAUGCUAGUGCUGCUGCUGGCUGAGCAAACCCAGGUCACAGAGGCAGUAACUUGUAGCCCAGUGCAGCUGAGCCCAUGUGUGAAUGCAAUCACAUCUUCCUCCCAACCAUCACAACUCUGCUGCAGCAGGAUCAAGGAGCAGAAGCCUUGCCUUUGUGGUUAUUUCAGGAACCCGAACCUCAAGAAGUUUAUCGAAACCCCGAAUGCCAGGAAGGUUGCUGACACUUGUGGUACUCCCUUCCCCAAGUGCUGAAAUCCAUUUGAUCACCAUUAUUCCAUCUCUUCUCCCUAUGGAGAAUGGAAACCCUGGACUUUGUUUACUAUAUAUUUCUGGUGUGGUAUGUCUUUAUGUACUAGUAGCUACUAGUAAUGGAGAACUAUCUGUGUUUGAAAUAUUAUAAGGGACAUGUCCACAUGUCUCUAGUUUUAGUCUUGUGUUGUUAUGUUGAAGCUGUUGCAGAUGUAGUAUUUAUAAUGAAAGCAGUGUUGAGUUCAUGGCUGGUUUA